Molecule: messenger RNA, 1407 nt
Organism: Schistocerca piceifrons (Central American locust)
Lineage: Eukaryota; Metazoa; Arthropoda; Insecta; Orthoptera; Acrididae
Product: enoyl-CoA delta isomerase 1, mitochondrial-like
Exons: 7
Coding region: 198-1091 (297 amino acids)
Biological process (GO): fatty acid beta-oxidation
Cellular component (GO): mitochondrion
Molecular function (GO): enoyl-CoA hydratase activity
Source: RefSeq, a predicted model, not a curated record
UAUGAACCUUGAACGAGGGGCAAAGUGUUAUGACCAAGAUAGAAAAGUUCAAAUAGCGUCUGUCUUAUGCCUCUCGUCAAUAGCAAGAAGACACGAAAUAGUGGAUUUGAUAGUUGAUUCUCACUAGGAAUACGUGUACACGAUCGUCUCAUUGUCCUAUCUCAUAGUUUGUGAGACGCAGAACUUCGCUAACAGCAAUGAAAAUGGUUUCUCCGCGAAGUCUAUUGCAGCUACGCAGCUUUUGUCGUUCCCAAAGUUCCGGCAAAUUUCUGGCAGCAGCCGAAAGUGUUUCAAUUGGCAGGAGAGAAUACUCAUCGAAAGAAAGUUUAGUUUCCGUUGCUGUCAACGACAAAACGGGUGUUGCCACUGUCACAAUGGGGAGGCCUCCAGUGAAUGGCAUGAAUUUAGAACUGAUCCAAGAACUGACUAGCACUUUAGAGUCUCUAGAGAAAAAUAAAUCGAGAGGCAUGAUUCUCACUUCAGCUUUCCCCACAGUUUUCAGUGCUGGUUUGGAUAUUAUGGAAAUGUACAGGCCAAAAGCAGAUAGAGUGAGAGCAUUCUGGACGGCACUGCAAGACAUGUGGCUGAAACUUUAUAGUACUCCGUACCCAACUGUUGCUGCUAUAAAUGGUCAUAGCCCAGCUGGUGGUUGCUUGUUGUCAGUAAGUUGUGAAUAUCGUGUGAUGGUUGGACCAAAAUUCACUAUUGGGUUAAAUGAAACACAACUUGGAAUUGUUGCACCCACAUGGUUUCAGUUAUCAUUUAGAAAUGUUGUUAAACAUCGUGAUGCAGAAAUGGCUUUGACUCUGGGAAAAAUGUUCACCACAGAAGAGGCAUUAAAGAUUGGUCUUAUAGAUGAAGUCGCCUCAGAUGCUAAAGAUGCCAUUGGAAAAGCAGAAAAAUUUAUAGGACAAUUUGCCAAAAUUUCACCUGUGGCACGAAGUAUGACCAAGGUUCAGUACAGAGCAGAAACAAUUAAUUGGCUAGUGAAGAACAAAGAAUCAGACUUAAAUCAGUUCUUGACAUUUGUAAAUGAUCCUAAAGUGCAAAAGGGACUCGAGCUUUAUCUUGAGUCACUGAAGAAGAAGUAAACUUCCUUUGCAAUUUGCACUUUUCCUACAAAUAAUGACUUUGAUAACUGCAAAGGUAUCACUGUCAAAAAGAAACAGGGUAGCAGAAGACCUGCAGAUUAUUACACCAUGAAGCUUAUAAGCUGUGGUCUCCUGUACAUAUUUGCCUUUUUGCGAGUACACAAAAGCUUGCACCUGUAUUUUUUUUAGAAAUAAUUUUGAAGAUACCAUUGUAUAAACCUGCUGGAAAGUGUUAUUGUAUUUUUAGAACAUUUGUUGCAUUUGUAAUUUUAUACUGUAUAUACAUGUUGUCAAUAAAAUAUUGAUAUUGCUGUAA